This is a messenger RNA of Camelina sativa (false flax), 1288 nucleotides long. RefSeq names its product thioredoxin Y2, chloroplastic. Gene Ontology annotation, cellular component: cytoplasm. The record is from RefSeq and is a predicted model, not a curated record. Lineage: Eukaryota; Viridiplantae; Streptophyta; Magnoliopsida; Brassicales; Brassicaceae. Gene Ontology annotation, molecular function: protein-disulfide reductase activity.
UACAAAUCAGAUUUGUUAUCCAAAUCGAAAAUGUCACAGUUUCUCUAAUUUCACCGAAGCUCCUUCUUCAAUGGCGAUUUCUCUCCCCACCGCCUUUGCCUCUCCUCGUUUCUCACCGGAAUCUUCUAACUCCGCUUCACCUUCAUCGACGCUAUCUUCUCUCUCAUUUCUGCGCUUACCUGCUCAGAUUCGCCGGUUCAAGAGUGUUCAAUCACCGUCUUCGUCGUCGUCGACUCGCUUCCCUUCACUCGCUCUGAGCUCUCCAUUCACUCGAAUCGAUGAAUCUAUCUUUCUAUUUCCUUGUAGAACUGUCCUGUGAUUUUCGGAACGAAUUCAAUUUUGUUCUUCAUGUUUUGGUUUCUGAAGAUUUAACCAUGAACCAGCAGUAGCUUCAUGGUGUUUGUGUGUGUUUUCAUAUUAUUCAUUGUUUAUAUCUAAUGAUAGAAUCAGUAAUGUUUAGUUUACAUAAUGUAACACUGAGAUUGAUUCCAAUUGAAACAAAGAAGGAGAGUGUAAUACUUUAAUUUAAUGUUGUAUUAGUCAGAAUAUACAACAUUAGAGACUUGGUUCCAACACAUUCUGAAUGAAUAGCUUCAUGGUGUUAGUUAGAUGUUCUGUGUAAUCUUAAGGAAGAAUCAGUAUUUGUAAUUAGACAAUGAGCAUUGUGAAAGUGUUUGUCAUUAUAUCUGUUAGUGGAUUGUUCUGAUGUAAAUGUUGUUUACUUCUAAUUCUAGUACAAGUAUGGCUAAACUUGUUCAUCUGUUUUUUUUCUUUUGUUUUUCUGUAAGAGUGUUCAUAUUGACCAACUUUGUGGCGCGAUGGUUUGAUGCAGGUUAGAGCAAAGAAGCAAACUUUCAACUCUUUCGAUGAUUUGUUGCAGAACGCUGACAAACCUUUACUAGUAGACUUCUAUGCCACAUGGUGUGGUCCAUGUCAGCUUAUGGUACCUAUACUUAAUGAAGUGAGUGAAACUCUGAAAGAUAAGAUUGCAGUUGUCAAAAUUGAUACUGAGAAGUACCCAAGUCUUGCUAACAAAUACCAGAUUGAGGCUUUACCCACAUUCAUCUUAUUCAAAGAUGGAAAACUCUGGGACCGUUUCGAGGGUGCGUUGCCAGCGAACCAACUCGUUCAACGUAUUGAGAAUUCUUUGCAAGUGAAGCAAUAGAUAUGAGAAACCAAGAAACCUUUAUUCAUCUAUGAACACUCUCCCUUGUGACAGUAGCCCUUGUCAAUUGUUGCUAGGUACAUAGUCAAUCUAUUCAUAUAUGGUAUCAGAAAUUUUUCUUAA